ACAUGGACACGCAAUGUGGGGAUCUCUCGGCUCUAAGUAUCUCUGACAAGUCUUCUGAAACUCCUGCCGAAUCGAUUUGCAAUGCGAGUACGUGUCGGGGAGAGCAUGAGGACAAUGCUGGCGGAUUUGGGGAAUUAUCGCAGCUGCCUAUUGAAAUAAACGAGAGACGUCCCACUUGUUUACGGUGUGGCCGCCCCCAGAAAGUGUGUCUAUGCCCGUUUCUGCCAGCAUGUCAUCUGGAGGUGUCCACAAGUCUUUAUAUUGUGCAGCAUCCUGCAGAAGAGAGUCGAGUGCUUCGCACUGUUCCCCUUCUGGCAGCCUGUCUUCCUCCUGAAAAAUGCAAAGUCUUUGUAGGAAGGAGAUUUAAUGAGGAGAGGAACCCUGAGCUGGCAGCUGUGUGUCAGGACCCCAGAACCCUGAUUCUGUAUCCAGGUCCCGAAGCGGGGAACUUAGAGGACAUGAACGUGGACUUCUCUGCUGCUCCAUACAACGUCAUCAUUAUAGACGGGACAUGGAGUCAGGCUAAGGACAUGUUCCACAGAAAUGCUCUCUUUCGCUUGCCCAAGCAGGUGCAGCUGAACAGCUCUCCCUCCAGUCAGUACGUGAUCCGCACCCAGCCCACCAACAUGUGCCUUUCCACGCUGGAGUGCGCGGCUGUCACCUUGGCCAUAAUGGAGAAGAACAAAGCCAUCGAGGAGCUGCUCCUGAGACCCUUGAAGGCCCUCUGCUCCUUCCAGCUGCAGCAUGGUGCACAGGUGCAUCACAGUAAGGAGCACCUAUUGCGGAAUGGCAUGUACGACAAACCCAUGCCCAAGAACAAGCGCAAAAUUAAGAGGAUGGAGCGGCUCGUCUCCAACCAGAACAUUUAGAGAAAAAAGGGGGGUGGGGGGGGGGCAGC
Megalops cyprinoides (Indo-Pacific tarpon) is the source of this 898-nucleotide messenger RNA. RefSeq names its product DTW domain containing 2 (gene dtwd2). NCBI's taxonomy places the organism in Eukaryota, Metazoa, Chordata, Actinopteri, Elopiformes, Megalopidae. The record is from RefSeq and is a predicted model, not a curated record. The coding region runs from base 3 to 869 and encodes 288 amino acids. The transcript has 6 exons.